Molecule: messenger RNA, 3374 nt
Organism: Hibiscus syriacus
Lineage: Eukaryota; Viridiplantae; Streptophyta; Magnoliopsida; Malvales; Malvaceae
Exons: 3
Coding region: 7-3324 (1105 amino acids)
Cellular component (GO): membrane
Source: RefSeq, a predicted model, not a curated record
AGGGGAAUGUUUCAACUGGCUAAAGUAUUCCAUCUUUUCUCGGUUCUGUCAUAUACCCUUUUUCACUUAACUACAUGUGAACCAUGUUCCAUAAACUGGAUGCAAAAACCGGAGGAACAUGAGGGGCGUGACUGCUAUGGAGAUAAUGAUCAUGUUGGUUUUCAAGAAACUAAUGUUGGAUUUACAAAUUCUGGCUAUGAAACAGGAACUUGUAUGACUCAUUUUAGUGUUGAGACUAUCUGCACUAAUCCUAAUUCAUGCUGUUUUCCUUCAACAAUGCCUGGCAUUUCAACUAAACAGAGAACAGAUGAAGUAGGCUGUUCAGAAGUUUCUAGGAGUAAGUCUGAUAAUGCUUCAUCUCAUACAGAACAAAGUAAUCUUAGAGGACUGGAAACUAACAAAAGUCGGUUAUCUAGCCACAGUAUGUUUAAAUUAUUAAAUGGAAGGAUAGUUUCAUGUUCUAUAUACUCAAGAGCUGGUAUCCAUGAGUUUUCAUCCAUUCUCACAGAUGAUGCUAAUCAAGAUGAUAUUUCAUCAAGUAGAGGACCUUUACUCAGUCAGAAGAGUAGAACUAUUAGGAUGGAAAGAAACAAAGUGGCUACCAAGCAAAGUUCUUUUCAUGGUUUGCCUUCACCAAACAUGUAUAUAAGUUCUCCUGUAAUGGAUUGGGGACACAAAUACUUAUUUUUACCUUCAGUGGGUUACUUGACUGUAGCUAAUACAUGCAACGAGAGCAUUUUACACAUCUAUGAACCAUUCAGUACUAAUCUACAGUUCUAUCCUUGUAAUUUUAGUGAGGUUUUGCUAGGACCUGGUGAAGUUGCUUCAAUAUGUUUUGUAUUUUUACCUAGAUGGGUGGGCUUCACGUCAGCUCAUCUUAUCUUGCAAACAAGCUCUGGUGGUUUCCUGGUUCAGGCUAAGGGGUUUGCUGUUGAGUCCCCAUAUGAGAUUCAGGCAUUGAUCGGCCUGUGUAUUUCUUCUAGUCAAGAGUUGAGUAAGAAUUUGUCCUUGUUCAAUCCAUUUGAUGUGACCCUCUAUGUGGAGGAAAUAACUUCAUGGAUAUCAAUUUCUCUAGGGAACACUACCCAACAUACUGGAGCAGUUUGUAGCAUAGAAAAUUUCCAAGGCUAUAAUGAGCACAACUUGCUCAGUGCCGACGAUUGGUUGGUCAUGAAUAGUGGUAAUGCUGGUUUUCCACUUGGUGCUAUGAGUCUGAACAGGAACUGGGUGAUUAAGCCAAAAAGCAGUGAAACCAUCAUAGAGAUUGAUUUAUCCCCUGAAUCAAAAGGAAGAAUUUUAGGUGCGUUCUGUAUGCAGCUGUUGAGGUCUUCACAAGACAUGGUUGAUAUAGUUAUGGUUCCUCUUGAAGCUGAUUUGCACAGGAAAUCAUCCUACGAUGAUCCUGCAAGUUCUGUUUCAGUUUCUCUUGAUGCUAUGAUGGUGCCAUACGAUGGUAAUGGAGCUGUUUUUGUGGCCAUCUCAUUGAAAAAUUCUGCUCCUUAUGUGCUGAAUGUUGUCAAGAUUAGUGAAGUUGCAAAUACAAAGGUUUUCCAUAUCAAGCACAUGGAAGGUUUGCUACUCUUCCCUGGUGCUGUUACUAAGGUUGCUGUUAUUACUUGCACUAAACUGCCCGAUGAAAAUCAUGAUUCAGCUUCUGAAGUAUCCAACCUAAUCAGUAUUCGUAAAUUUCUUAUAAUGACGAAUGAAUCUAUAAGCCCUAAAAUUGAAGUUUCUUGUGAGGAUAUACUCCAAAUUUGUAUGGAACAUAAAAAAGAUCCAUCCAUGGCUUAUAAGCAUCAUUCUGAAAGGGCUAAAUUUGACAUUGCAUGGAUGGGGUCCUUUGGUGACGGCAUACAAUUGGCAUCAUGGACCAAGGCAGCAGAAGCUGAUGAAUUGGUACUUCAAAACUGGAAAACUCAAGGUACCUCAGGUGGCAUGACAGUGCUUGAUGAGAAUGAGUUACUAUUUCCAAUGGUUCAAGAUGGAAGUCACUUCUCCAAGUGGAUCACAGUGACAAAUCCUAGCAAGCAGCCAGUUAUAAUGCAACUCAUUCUAAACUCAGGAGGAAUUGUUGAUGAAUGUAGGAGCCAAGAUGAUUUUAUCAAGCUCCGUUCUGGUAGUUUGGUUCAGAAUUCAUCUAUUGUGCCAAUAAGAUUUGGGUUCUCCAUGCGAGAGAAUGCACUGACAGAGGCCUACGCUCAGCCAUAUGGUAGAGCCUCUUUUGGCACUGACAGAGGCCUACUCUCUAUGGCAAUUCUUGUUUCUGCUCCUUUAUUGUUUCUUGUGUUGUGUUUUCUUGUUCACCAAGAAAUGGUCUUGGGCUCCCGAGAUUACUUUUUCAAGAGUGAGGGGAAGAACUCCAUCACUACAAUCAGGACUGGAGGAAAAUCUUCUCGUGCCAACCGUAUUCAGAGAAAUAGCAAGUUUCCUGUGUCUAAUGGUAGAUACCCAAACAGUCAGGUUCGGACCAAGGGACAGGAGUUAACUGGUCCAAAUGCUAAAAUAACUCCAGAAAAUGACUGGGAACCUAACAGUAUCUUAGAUCCUGAGAGGGAAACUUCUUUGCAAUCUCUGCCCUCAAAAUCUGCUGUGACUGAAAAUCUUGAUAUAAAGGAAGCCCCUCAAGCGGGUUACCUCUCAAUCAGGAUUGAGAAAGAAAAGGUAAGAAGGAGAAGGAAAAGAAAAGGUGGAUUUAGAGAAUUGAUUGAAGUGUCAGGUAAUCAAAGUGGAAAUUCUACGCCUUCAUCUCCACUGUCCCCUAUAACAUCUGUAUUACCUAAUCGCAAAUGGUCACUCUGUCCUGUCGUUGACCAAUCUGCUGAGGCUAGAAAUCCUUUUAGCCAAUUGGCUGACCAAUGCUGUGAGAAAGGUCAAGUUUUCGGGCCUAUUUCUGAAGAAAACUUGUUAGCACCUAAGGUUUCUGGGGAACAUGGAAGCAAUAACUGGUAUUCUUCGAUUCAAGAGCAGUCUACAUUGCCAAGGAAAAUUGUUCCAAAUUCUGUUUUCUUGCCCUCUACUAUUUCUCCUUGUCCAGGCAGGGCUACCCCCAGUAUGCUUAGCUCUUCUUUUCCUUUGUCUUCAACCUCUGUUAUUGCUCCUAGCGUUCGAGCUCCCGGACCUAAACUCUCUGACCAGAAAACCAUAAAUGCAGAAAGAAAGUGUAGGCUGAGAGAUGAAUAUACAUAUAAUAUUUGGGGUGACCAUUUUUCUGGACUCCAUAUAAUGGGUAGUUCAAAGGAUGUUACCUUCAAUUCUAGCACUACAGAAAGUGACCCUGAGAGUUUCUUUGCAAGGGGUCCACUAACUUUCAUGAAAAAAAUCUGAACCAAGCUCUGUAAGCUUCAAUCAAGAAGGGAAAUAAUAAGUAUCUAGAU